AUGGCACCGACGAGGACGUUAAGAGAGCGGCUCCGGUGGAGCAAGCUCUACUCUUUCUCUUGCGUCCGUCCCUCUAGUCCGUUAGACAAUGAGGCUCCGUAUUCUCUCCCAGGUCCGGGCUGCUCUCGUAUUGUCUACUGCAACCAACCCCGAGUCCACCGCAAGAAACCUCUCAAGUACCCUACCAACUACAUCUCCACCACCAGGUACAACAUCAUCACCUUCCUUCCAAAAGCCAUCUUUGAGCAGUUCCGGCGAGUCGCCAACCUAUACUUCCUCCUUGCCGCCUUCCUGUCCCUCACCCCUGUCACCCCCUUCUCCGCUGUGAGCAUGAUUGCGCCUCUGGCUUUUGUUGUCGGGCUCAGUAUGGCGAAAGAGGCAUUGGAAGACUGGCGGAGAUUUAUGCAGGACAUGGAAGUUAAUAGCCGGAAGGUCAGUAUCCACAAGGGGGAGGGGCGGUUUGGUUACAAGCACUGGCAGAAGAUUCGGGUUGGAGAUGUUGUCAAAGUAGAGAAGGACCAAUUCUUCCCUGCUGAUUUGCUUCUGUUGUCAUCUAGCUACGAAGAUGGGAUAUGCUAUGUCGAGACUAUGAAUUUGGAUGGGGAGACGAAUUUAAAGGUCAAGAGAUCUUUGGAGGUAACUCUGCCCUUGGAUGAUGAUGAGGCUUUCAAGGAUUUUAGGGCCUUCAUACGGUGUGAAGACCCAAAUCCGAGUCUCUACACAUUUGUGGGUAAUUUUGAAUAUGAACGGCAGGUCUACCCUCUUGAUCCAAGUCAGAUUCUUCUCAGAGAUUCAAAGCUUAGAAACACUAGCUAUGUCUACGGAGUUGUUAUUUUCACUGGUCAUGACAGCAAAGUUAUGCAGAAUGCAACAAAAUCGCCAUCUAAAAGAAGCAGAAUUGAAAAGAAAAUGGAUAAGAUUAUAUACAUACUCUUUACGCUUCUUGUAUUGAUUUCACUGAUCAGCUCAAUCGGGUUUGCAGUGAAGACAAAGUAUGGGAUGCCAAAAUGGUGGUACUUGCAACCGCAGAAUACCACUAACUUGUAUGACCCAUCAAAGCCUUCAUUAGCUGGCAUCUUCCAUCUUAUUACAGCCCUUAUUUUAUAUGGAUAUUUAAUACCCAUUUCGCUCUAUGUAUCAAUUGAAGUUGUCAAGGUCUUGCAAGCCAUGUUCAUUAAUCAAGACCUUCACAUGUAUGAUGAGGAGACGGGAAUUCCAGCACAAGCGCGGACCUCAAAUUUAAAUGAGGAGCUUGGGCAAGUUGAUACAAUUUUAUCAGAUAAAACUGGCACUUUGACCUGUAAUCAGAUGGAUUUCUUAAAGUGUUCCAUUGCGGGAGUUUCAUACGGUGUGGGUUCUAGUGAAGUGGAAAUGGCUGCAGCAAAGCAGAUGGCCUCAGAAGCUUCCAAUGCUCCAGAGCAGCUUAGCAGCAGUCAGGAUUUCUGGGAGGAUAGUGGAGGUGCUUUUGGAUCUUCAGAAAUUGAAUUGGAAAGUGGGAUGAAUUGUACAGUUGAAAAGCCACAAAAAUCUAGAAUUAAGGGUUUCAGUUUUGAGGAUGAUCGUCUUAUGCAUGGAAAUUGGACAAAAGAUCCCAAUGCAGGUACCAUUCUUCUGUUCUUCAGAAUACUCGCACUCUGUCACACGGCAAUUCCUGAGAUGAAUGAGGAAACUGGUGGUUUUACCUAUGAAGCGGAAUCACCAGAUGAAGGGGCAUUUCUUGUCGCAGCUAGGGAAUUUGGAAUUGAGUUCUGUAAGAGGACUCAAUCAAGUGUAUUUGUCCGGGAGAGAUAUUCCUGUUCUGAGAACCCUGUGGAAAGGGAGUUCAAGAUUCUCAAUCUAUUGGAAUUCAGCAGCAAAAGGAAGAGAAUGUCGGUAGUUGUACGGGACGAGAGUGGGCAGAUUAAUCUUCUGUGUAAAGGUGCAGACAGCAUCAUUUUGGAAAGACUGUCAAAAAAUGGAAGAAUGUAUGAAAAUGAUACUAGCAGGCAUCUAAACGAGUAUGGAGAAGCAGGCUUGCGGACAUUGGCACUAGCAUACCGGGUACUUGAGGAAUCCGAAUAUUCUGCCUGGAACACUGAGUUUGUUAAAGCAAAAACUACCAUAGGGCCUGACAGAGAAGCCCAACUCGAGCGAGUUUCUGAUAUGAUUGAAAGAGAUUUAUUUCUUGUUGGUGCAACUGCUGUGGAGGACAAAUUACAGAAAGGAGUUCCACAGUGCAUAGAUAAAUUGGCACAAGCUGGUCUUAAGAUCUGGGUUCUGACAGGUGAUAAGAUGGAAACUGCCAUCAACAUAGGAUUUGCUUGCAGUUUACUUAGGCAAGGCAUGAAACAGAUCUGUAUAUCCAUAAUGAACAGCGAUUUGGUAACUCCGGAUGCUAAAAAGGCUGCAAAAGAGAAUAUUUUGAUGCAAAUCACUAAUGCCAUCCAAAUGGUCAAGCUGGAAAAGGAUCCUCAUGCAGCAUUUGCUCUAAUUAUUGAUGGAAAAACUUUGUCAUAUGCUUUGGAGGAUGAUAUGAAGAAUCAGUUUUUGAGUUUGGCAGUUGAUUGUGCUUCUGUCAUAUGCUGCCGGGUCUCCCCAAAGCAGAAAGCACUGGUGACUCGGUUGGUGAAAGAAGGUACGGAAAAAACUACUUUGGCAAUUGGUGAUGGUGCAAAUGAUGUUGGCAUGAUUCAAGAGGCAGAUAUUGGUGUUGGUAUCAGUGGGGUGGAAGGAAUGCAGGCUGUGAUGGCCAGCGAUUUUUCCAUUGCCCAGUUUCGGUUUCUAGAGCGGCUUCUUGUUGUCCAUGGGCAUUGGUGUUAUAAAAGGAUUGCCCAGAUGAUCUGUUAUUUCUUCUACAAGAAUAUAGCCUUUGGCCUCACUCUAUUCUACUUUGAGGCAUAUACUGGCUUCUCUGGACAGUCGGUGUAUGAUGACUGGUACAUGCUACUGUUCAAUGUCAUUCUCACAUCAUUGCCGGUUAUAUCACUGGGAGUAUUUGAGCAAGAUGUUUCUUCUGAAGUCUGCUUACAGUUCCCAGCAUUAUACCAGCAAGGACCGAAGAACCUUUUCUUUGAUUGGUAUAGGAUAUUCGGGUGGAUGGGCAAUGGUCUCUACUCAUCCCUUAUUAUAUUCUUUCUGAACAUCAACAUUUUCUACGAUCAGGCAUUCCGUGCAGGGGGCCAGACUGCUGACAUGGCCGCUGUUGGGACCACCAUGUUCACCUGCAUCAUAUGGGCUGUCAACAUCCAAAUUGCCCUAACAAUGAGCCACUUCACGUGGAUCCAGCACCUGUUCGUGUGGGGAAGCAUUGCCACAUGGUACGUCUUCCUGGUUGCCUAUGGAAUGUCUUCACCAUUGAUCUCUGGAAAUGCCUAUCAGAUACUCCUGGAAGCCCUUGGACCAGCCCCUAUGUAUUGGGCUGUAACACUUCUAGUUACUGCUUCCUGCAAUAUCCCCUAUCUGGCCCACAUCUCCUUCCAGAGGGCGUUAAAUCCUCUGGAUCACCAUGUGAUCCAAGAGAUCAAAUACUAUAAGAAGGAUUUGGAGGACCAGCAUAUGUGGAAGAGGGAGCGGUCGAGAGCAAGGCAAGAAACUAAGAUUGGUUUUACUGCAAGGGUGGAUGCCAAGAUCAGGCAGCUGAAGGGGAAGUUGCAGAAGAAGUCAUCAACAUUCAGCAUUCAAAUGGUGUCGUAACAUUUGUCAAAGCCUAUUGUAACGGCAUGCUACUCCAUACACAGCAGCAAAUUUAUUGCAUGGAAGUUCUUAAAGCAAAAAUGUUUCCAAUCAACAUUGUAUUGCAACUGGAUUGUGAUCUGGGCUUGAACUCACGUGCUUGAUGCAUCCCUUCUGUUGUGAGAGGAUCAUGGGAUCAAGUCCUAUCAAGGCCUUUAAUUAUGAUGCUGCUAGAGGCUUUCCCAAUGUGAUGCACACAGCAUGGAGGCUUAUAGAGCUAAUUGAUUGGACUUGGUGCUUGGUUCUAUACCAAGGGACCUCUAGAUGUAGCAUGUACAGAAGGAAAUAUUGGAAUGUCAUCCGGCAAUUAUCAGGAUACACACACAGGCGCCUGCGGAUAUGUACAUAACGUACAUUACUACGUACAUUCGUACAUACGUGUGUGUGUGUGUGUGUGUGUGUUGUAAUGCUCACAACAGUUGUCAGGAAUCUAAUGACUCUGACUGCAGUUGGAUAGCAAGUUGAAAUUGAAAGUUUACUUACCUGUGGUUUCAGCCAUGUUGACAGAGGUAAUCCAGCUAUGUAGUUGUGAGAGAAAUAAGGACCUAAUCUAUACAUGGUUAUCUUGGCCUUCUUUAGAGCUUCAUUGUUAGGUUAGUCACUUGAGUACAAUGGACUUGGUUACCAUCAGAGGAUAGUGGCAGAUGUAAUCUACUGGAAGGGAGGGAAAAAAGUGAUAAGAUUGGGAGUACAAAUGGACCUUUCCUAUGGAAUUUGUUUUUUUUUGUAUUAUAGAGUUUCAUCAUCAUAAUUCACUUUCCAUUCAAGGUCAUUCAGCUUACAUUGCUGUCAUGUAGUUGAAUGUACCAUCAUUGCCAAGCUAGUGUCUGUGAUGUCCUGUUAUUCCAAUCUCUUGGCAUGCAUGCCCCUAAUAGCUUCUAUCACCCUUCUCCAGUAGUUCUUGGGAUCUGUCCUCAUAUGUGUUUGUUGUUUUGCCCCACAAGCCCUUUUUUUUUCCUUUUUCCCUAGGCUGUUUUAGCGAGGGUCACACACUUAGACAUUGACCAAACAGAAUGUGGAAUAACAUGGAUUUAAGGAACCUGUGUUUCUGUUGCCACUUAUUUUAUGGUUCUGUUCACUUUCAGAAAUUUUUUUUUUAUGCUAUUUCUUUUAUUUUAGCUGCCCAAAGAGGUCUGUUAUCUUAUGGAAGGAUUCUUGUUUCUUGAUGGGAGGAUCAACUAUAUGUUAUUAGGGCAUGGAAUUUUUUAUAGUUCUAUAUACGUUGAAGAAUAUUGAUGGGUAAAAGAAUCUUUUUGGUUAUAAAUCUUUCAUCUGUUCCAUGUAAGUAGGAAGGUAUCUGUUCCAUAUAUUCAAACAGACCUUGCGUGCAUCAUUACAGUGCAUGGUCACCUGCGUAUAUAUGCAAUGAUAGUUUAUAUCGUGUUUGGAACUUUGUAUUAGUAAACAGAAAUAUUCUUU
Messenger RNA from Elaeis guineensis (African oil palm), 5130 nucleotides. Lineage: Eukaryota; Viridiplantae; Streptophyta; Magnoliopsida; Arecales; Arecaceae. The record is from RefSeq and is a predicted model, not a curated record.